Molecule: messenger RNA, 3704 nt
Organism: Larimichthys crocea (large yellow croaker)
Lineage: Eukaryota; Metazoa; Chordata; Actinopteri; Sciaenidae
Gene: dpys
Product: dihydropyrimidinase
Exons: 9
Coding region: 228-1715 (495 amino acids)
Biological process (GO): pyrimidine nucleobase catabolic process
Cellular component (GO): cytosol; cytoplasm
Molecular function (GO): dihydropyrimidinase activity
Source: RefSeq, a predicted model, not a curated record
CACACACACACACACACGCACACACACACACACACACACACACACACACAUACAGUAUAAUAAUACAUACAAACAUUCAUAUCUCACCUGAACUUUGGAGCUGAGUUAAGUGUUGUUGAGAGUCAUCACACACACUGAGGAGUGGAGCGCAUCUGCUGCCACUUCAGUUUGCACAAACUCGGACAUUCACACACACUCACACACUCUGUUGGCAGUGCGCAGCAGGUAUGACAGAGCCCAGCGGGAUCCUGAUAAAAGGAGGUAAAGUUGUGAACGAAGACUUUUCUGUGAUCAGCGACGUUUACAUCGAACAUGGGAAAAUCGUUGCGGUUGGACAGAAUCUUCAGAUUCCAGGAGGAGUGCGAGUCAUCGAUGCCACCGGGAAACUGGUGAUGCCCGGCGGCAUCGACACGCACACGCACAUGGAGCUGGCCUUCAUGGGCACCAAGGCUGUGGACGACUUCCACAUCGGAACCAAGGCUGCUCUAGCAGGAGGCACCACAAUGAUCCUGGACUUUGUCAUCCCCCAGAGGAACAAGUCUCUCCUGGAGGCCUACGACUGUUGGCGUAAGACAGCUGACCCCAAAGUUUGCUGCGAUUACUCGCUGCAUGUCGCCGUCACAUGGUGGAGCGACAAGGUCAAAGAGGAGAUGCAGACACUGACCAAUGAGAAGGGAGUCAAUUCCUUCAAGAUGUUUAUGGCCUAUAAAGAUGUGUUCAUGCUGCAGGACCAUGAGCUAUAUGCUGCUUUCUCUCAGUGUAAGGAGAUCGGAGCUAUAGCUCAGGUGCAUGCUGAGAAUGGAGACCUGAUUGCUGAGGGGGCUAAAAAGAUGCUGUCUUUGGGCAUCACUGGGCCCGAGGGCCAUGAGCUGUGUCGGCCAGAGGAGGUGGAGGCAGAGGCCACCCAACGGGCCAUCACCAUUGCCCAUGCUGUCAACUGCCCGCUGUAUGUGGUCCAUGUCAUGAGCAAAUCUGCUGCCAAGGUGGUGUCUAAUGCACGCAGAGAUGGGCGUGUGGUGUUCGGGGAGCCCAUUGCAGCUGGAUUGGGCACUGAUGGUACUCACUACUGGCACAAUGAGUGGGCCCAUGCUGCUGCCUUCGUCAUGGGUCCUCCACUCAGACCUGAUCCCAGCACCCCUGGGUACCUCAUGGACCUAUUGGCCAAUGAUGAUCUCAGUGUGACGGGGACGGACAACUGCACCUUUUCUGUGUGCCAGAAGGCUCUCGGCAAAGAUGACUUCACCAAGAUCCCCAACGGAGUGAACGGAGUGGAGGACAGGAUGUCUGUUAUCUGGGAGAAAGGAGUGCACAGCGGCAAAAUGGACGAGAAUCGAUUUGUAGCUGUCACCAGCAGCAACGCAGCAAAAAUCUUCAACUUCUACCCACAGAAAGGCCGGAUCACCAAGAACUCUGAUGCUGAUGUUGUUAUAUGGGACCCCAAUAUGACAAGGAAGAUAUCAGCCAAGACACACCACCAGGCUGUGGACUACAACAUCUUCGAGGGCAUGGAGUGCCACGGCGUCCCCGUCAUCACCAUCUCCAGAGGCAAAGUUGUCUAUGAGGACGGGCAGCUAAAGGUGUCACCGGGACAUGGCAAAUUCAUCCACAGAAAACCCUUCUCUGAAUUUGUUUACAAGCGAAUUAAGCAAAGGGAGCAGGUGGGGAAACCUACAGCUGUGAUCAGAAAGCCCUAUGAAGGCAAAGUCAUUUCAUGAUGCCACUUUAAAAUCUCCAGCUGUGUGUCUUCAGUACAAUCCAGGAGCUACCAAACCAAAUGUCUGAACGCCGUCUCACUGAUAGUUUCCACAUUUUCAACAUGUAACUGUAACAUUUUCUGCUACUUUUAAUUUCAAAUAGAAAUCAGCGUGUGCAGGAAAGGUGGUGGUGUUGGUCUUUUGGUCACCUUUGAUCAACACGUAGGUCAAUGUUCUGUUUGCAGAUAAUAUCUUUGUUAUCUUUGUUCAACUGUGUGCGGUUUCUAGGUCAGUGGAACCCACUGUGCUGCCGAAAAUUAUAUUUGCCGUCACAUACAUUAUGCAAUCAAGUCAACAAGUAAUUCACUGAAAAAAGGGCUUAGAAAGGGGAAAAAGAGGACAUUUCAUCACGUGUAUGUAUGUGUACAUCCUUGUUCUAAUAGCGAAAUGUGGCUUUAGUCAUGAAUGUACCCGAUUUAUCUCUUACUGGGCAUUUUUACAGUUUUUUUUUCUAAAAUGUUUGUUGCCAUUUGUAACAUGACUGAUAUUUCUCACCCAAAAGCAUUCUUCCCUUUGAAGAAAUAUUAAAAUGUUCUGAUGUGUGAAAGCAUUAAGAUUUACUUUGUUGACCCAGAUUGACUGUAUUUGCAUAUUCAGCACAUUAUGCACAUCAUCUAUGCCCAUGUAUGGACUGUGUUCAUCCUUUCCCAUGGUAAAAAGGUCUGCUGCUGUCACUGAGCAUCAUGUGGCAGCUUCCUAUUGGGCUGGCAUGCUGGCGUGGUAUUAUGCCACAGGGCCACUUGAGACAUAAUGUGAGCUUAUCAGGUUGCCACAUGGGUCAGUGGCAGCAUGUGAGUCACAGAAGGCUUACUCAUCCUUGAGCGCUACCACUUCCUUCCUCUUUUCUCUCACAGUGGAGGGUGAGCGUUUCUGAAAAUGGUUGGUUUCCUGUAUUGGACAAUUUGUAGACAUAUCAAGGAAGAAUACACUCAAAAGUUUAUAAUGUUGAAUUAACUUUUCAAUUGAAUUAAAAACCGAGGUAAUAAUUGAAAUUAAGUAUUGAAUCAACAUAAUUUUGUUUAUAUAACUGAAAGUACACUUUAAAGUCAUGGCCAACCAUUUUAGCAGACUUUGAAAAGCUAUUAAUUUUACAUUAUCAUGUAAAUUUGUCACACAAUUACAAAUGUUCUGGUUUGCACAGUUAGAGCAAUUUGAGUUUCUACCAACUCUGUGGGCUUUUAACCUGAAGGUAACAUUAUAAUACAAUACGCUGACAUUGGAGAGCACGUCACCAACCAUGCACAUCACAUGGUCUAACUGUGUUCACUAAUUGUAUGAUAUUGUUUGAAUCGUAGAAAAGCACAGUAAACACCAGCAACAAUAAUGCACAAAAAAUGAAUCUUUUCAAUGCAUGCCAGAAGGUUUAUAUAAACUCAAACUCUGAACUUGAAUUUUUACAAGAAUUAAAAAAGAAUUUUGGACUGAUGGAACUAAUAAAAUAAACAUUUAAUAAACAACUUCAACGUUUUACUUUGAAAGCAAGUUGAUGGAAAUGUACAGAAAGUAAGAAAAGCUGGAUCACAAGGUUAUGAUUAAAAAUCACCUUCACACCUGUGAGAUGGUAAUGAGCAGAGACAACGUGUAAAUGGGAAGAGGACAGGUCUGUUCACUGCACAUGUAAGGGACAUCUGUCUUAGAUUAUGUAAGCAAAUAUCACUGUUCUACACUCUGCAGGGGCGACGUUACACAUGGAGGUAAAAUACAGAAGCCUGCCUCUGUGUUUCAGACUAUUAGAAGCUGUUUGGUGCUCUAUCUCCUAUCUGUUAAAUUAUCCACUGCUAUUAUCAUGAAUUCAUAAUUGUGAACUUAUAAUGCCUCCAAAAAGCCUUCAGCUUUUAUGGGAUUAAAUAUAUUUGUAAUAUAUUUGACUACCUGCAAUUACUGCUCAGAAUAUUAUCAUCUGCCUUGUUACAUAAUGAACAUGACAUAAUAUGUAUGUAAUAUCUCACA